CCACACCGAGUCGCUCCCCUCCCUAUUCGAGCACACACAUCUUGGGGAAAUACAGCUCGACGCUAUUGUCCAUUUAAACCGGUUUCAUUGAUAUUAUUUAUUAUCUAGUCUACUAUUUAUCACUAACUUAGCUGUCUUUAGUUUUGGUAUUAUUGUGUUAUUUUAUUUCUUUUCGGCGUCAAUCAUUCGAAUUUUCUAGAAAAAAAGAGGAAGCGGUUUAAAACCCGCGCAACCAGUCCGAGAAAGAAGAAAGGUUUUUUUUUUUCUUUUUCUUUUGUGAUAAGCCCGGUUUCACAAGAAUGAACAUAACUCCAGGAAAAACAGAGAUGAGCCGCUUUAACAUUUCCCCAGAUGGAGACAGCAGCUCCAGUUCCAACAGUAUCGAGUACUCGAACAAUCCCAUCAAGAAAGUGCCACUGGACAGUCAAUACAGUGACAUGGAUGCAGAAAGUCAAAAUUUCCUUGCUGAUGGAAAGAAGAAAUAUGAAGUUGAAUAUCACCCUGGCACAGCUUCAUUUGGGAUGUCUGUUUUCAACCUGGGUAAUGCCAUCAUGGGAAGUGGGAUACUCGGGUUAUCGUACGCUAUGGCCAACACAGGCAUCGCCCUGUUUGUCAUCCUGCUGGUAGCAGUGUCCAUAUUUUCCCUCUACUCUGUACAUCUGCUGCUCAAGACUGCUAAUGAAGGAGGUUCUAUGGUCUAUGAGCAGUUGGGCUACAAGGCUUUCGGCUUGCCAGGCAAGCUCGCAGCAUCCUGCUCCAUCACCAUGCAGAACUUUGGAGCCAUGUCCAGCUACCUCUACAUAGUGAAGUACGAAUUACCAAUAGUCAUUAAAGCAUUUACAGGAGAUGAAGAUGCAUGGUACACCAACGGAGACUACCUGGUGCUGCUUGUGACACUCGCCAUUAUUUUGCCACUUUCACUGCUUAAAAAUCUGGGCUAUCUUGGCUACACAAGUGGGUUCUCAUUGUUGUGCAUGGUGUUCUUUCUAAUUGUGGUGAUCUACAAGAAGUUCCAGAUCCCCUGCCCUCUACCGUACGACUUUAUUAACAAGACAUUAAACAGCACCAUUGCAUAUCUUAACACCACGGCCACUACCUACGACGAGGAUUCUUGCAAGCCCAAAUACUUUGUCUUCAACUCACAGACUGUCUAUGCCGUACCUAUAUUGACCUUUGCCUUCGUGUGCCACCCAGCCAUUUUACCCAUGUAUGAGGAGCUCAAAGAUCGUUCAAGGAGAAAGAUGCAGGGUGUGGCUAAUGUAUCUUUCCUGGCCAUGUUCGUCAUGUACCUCCUCGCUGCUCUGUUUGGCUACCUGACUUUCCAUGAUGUGGUCGAGCCAGAACUUUUGCACACAUACUCUAUGGUGUACAGAUUCGAUGUGGUGUUGCUGAUUGUGCGUCUGGCUGUGCUGACUGCUGUCACACUGACUGUCCCAGUUGUUCUCUUUCCUAUCCGUACCUCCGUUAAUCACCUGUUGGGCGCCUCUGAAGGGUUCAGCUGGAUCCGUCACACUAUCAUCACAGUGACGUUGUUGGUCGGGGUCAACGUGCUUGUCAUCUUCGUCCCCACCAUUAGGGAUAUCUUUGGAUUCAUUGGAGCUUCUGCUGCUGCUAUGUUGAUCUUCAUCUUGCCGUCUGCUUUCUACAUUAAGCUGGUGAAGAAGGAAUCCAUGAGAUCUAUGCAGAAGAUAGGGGCAGUCCUGUUUCUCAUCAGUGGCUUCAUUGUCAUGAUCGGAUGCAUGACUCUGAUCAUCCUGGACUGGGUCCACCAGGCCACCGGUCACUAAGAGACAGCGUGAAUGACAGACAGGCUGGACGUGUGAGUCCCUAGCGGUGCUUAGCUGCUGUCCAGUCCUCCGCUGUUCCUGUUCUUAUUGUUAGAACAGCAAACAAAAUUAACAAACCCCUGCUCUUGUUCUAGCUCAGAGCAAAGAACUUCCUACCAUUCUGAGAGAAUGUGCUCAACACUGUACAGUAUGCCAUUAGACCACAAGGAUGGUGCUUUAUCUUAUAUUUUUGUUGCUAUGGCAGGUUUUUUAAAUUAGUUUCCCCAGCUUUUUUAUGCAUUCUGCACAGUUCUCUGUAUUUAGCUACUCAAACCAAAACCCCAACUAGUCGCAAUUCCAUGUCGCAACUCAUCCUACUCAAGAUCUAGUAUUUGACUUCUCUUUGUAUCUUUGCCAAAUGAAAACCCUUUCCUAACGGUUUAUAUAUCAAAAUGCACUUAAUCAAUGUAUAUGUGAAUGUCGUCAACUCAAACUUUACUACUCAGCUUUGAUCGUACUAGUUAUAAUGACUACUUUGACUUUUUGACUACUAUAUUAGUCAACUUCUUAAAAAAACAAGUAGAUUUACUAAUGAACAAAAUUCUUAUCUUUAGCCCUUCACCUGAGGUUUUGGUAGUAGAUCAAGACACUGUCAGAAAAAAGGUACUGUACAUUUGUGUUCCUUGGGGUACAAUAAGUUAAUGUUAUAAAGGUACACUACACUAAUACUUUCCCAGGUAGAUACAAAAGGAACAAAAAUAUCCACCAUUUUAGUACCUUUUUUUUAUUAUUAUUACACCUUAAUUUACAACACGGUGAAAAGUUGAGAAGACAUUUUACAGCAAUAACCUCAUUGCCCAAAAGGCAAGCACGAAAGAUAAAUUACUGUCCUUCUGACUGUUAGAAGGCAAGAAAGUAUAUCUUUAAAGAUAUGUAAAUUUCACAUUACUAAGCAGACAGUACAUUUACAUUUCAAGAAGUAGAAGAUGAGACAAUUCAACUUUUCCAUCUUCAGUAUUUAUUAACGGCAGCUUAGGGUUCUUUGGAUUGUUUACGUGUGAGAAGGUGAGACGGCAAGAAAAAAAAAGAGAUAAAGAAAGGUUGAGUUUUAUAAAAAUUGUCACGUCCACUGGUCUGUUAUGAGCCGCUAAGUGAAUUUAGGCUGCCACUGUGCAGCCUUCAUACACACGUUAGUACAACCUCACUAUGAUUACUGUCACUAACCUUGUGUCAUCUAAAAAUGUAUUGUCCAACACUUAUUUAUAGAACAUCAAUGUAAUUUAAUUCUAUUUUACUAUAUUUAUAGAUUGUAAAUAUAUGUAAGUACAAAGCAAAUGAAGUGUAUAUAUAUGCAGUUUAUAUAGUAGACACAUGUUUGUUCCUUUUUUCUUCUUUUUCUUUUUUGUAAGAUUUGCUCAGUGUUUCAAACUCAAUUAUAAAUAUCUGCCACUGAUUUGGGGAAAGUACUGUCUAAUGUUCGAUCAGUGUUAGGCUCUUCCCUGCAACAUGGCUGGAUAUGAAAGACUUAACUUGAAAUUUGUUAUGAUCACAAGAGUCCAUGCUGCUCAUGGGAACAAACUUAUGCUGCACAUUUCUUCGCACAUUAAGACUAGUCUGCUGUAUUUAAGCAAGAGAGGGCGAGGAGCGCAAUCCUCAAAUGUGGAUGGCCAGUCAUACAAGUGAUCUUGUUUCAGUGAAACGCUAUGUAUAUUAUGUAAUUACUAUUCAAUAAACUAUUAAAAAUGUCA
This is a messenger RNA of Clarias gariepinus (North African catfish), 3514 nucleotides long. It is a transcript of the gene slc38a2, whose product is annotated as solute carrier family 38 member 2. The transcript has 16 exons. Bases 300 to 1787 code for a protein of 495 amino acids. Gene Ontology annotation, biological process: L-glutamine transport; amino acid transmembrane transport. The record is from RefSeq and is a predicted model, not a curated record. Gene Ontology annotation, molecular function: L-glutamine transmembrane transporter activity. Lineage: Eukaryota; Metazoa; Chordata; Actinopteri; Siluriformes; Clariidae.